ACAACGCGCAAGCGCAUCCGCAUCCCCCAAUGCCGAGCCGACUGCUGUUGCACUUGGCUCGAUAGCCAUACUUUGCCCUCACUGGCUUGUCCUUCGUUUUGUUCAUCUCAUCCCUCUACACUUUGACUUGCGCCCUCAAUCGCUAAUCAUGUCGUCUGCAAAGGAGAAAGCAAAUCUAGCGCGCAUAAGAGAUAACCAGAGAAGAAGUCGAGCAAGGAGGAAAGAAUAUCUGCAGGAACUCGAGGCACGAUUGCGACAAUGCGAACUCCAAGGCAUCGAGGCCUCGUCCGAGAUCCAGAUGGCUGCGCGACGAGUGGCCGACGAGAACAAGAAAUUAAGAGGCCUCCUGGCCCAGCAUGGUGUGGCCGAUGAUAAUAUCGAGGCAUAUCUGCAGACUUCGCCGACGACAGACGGAAUGGCUGGCGGCCCAUAUACCAGCAGUAGCGGCGCCGUACAACUGCUGGAACAACUUUUGCAAACGCGCAAAACAUGCUGCGCCGAUGGAAACAAUCCAGUGUUGGGUCAAGGCACAGGCAGUCGAGAUAGUUCAACCAGCGUCACCACCGUGCAAUCGCUGUGGGAUCCUGUAUAUGCGCAAAAUCCGGGUAGGGCGGGGUCUUUACAGCAGACGGGAAAGGCGGCGUCUUCAGCACACCAAUUCAUGACCCCGAGUACGAGUAGCGCCAGUCGAACCAGCAGUGUGAGCCAUGGCCCUGCUUCACAUCAUCAACGUCUCGCGCUUGGGCAGAUUCCACGAAGUCCAGCCUCUAAUCCCUCAAGUCAUAGUCAGCACCAGCAUCUUUUCGACUUUGAUCCUCAGAUUUCCGUAUCAGGAUCCUAUUCAUCACAUCAAAGCCAUACCCACAAGCAUCUACAACCACAUAGCGGGGCCCAGAGAUCUUCCGUUUAUAUAAGCCAUCCUCCUACGAAUACAAAUGUCAAUAAUUGCAAUUAUGCAGCAGAAAUGAUCACUACGAUGGCUGGAGCUGAUCCUAGCACCGUACGAGCAGAUCUUGGUUGCUUGCCUGGAAUGGAAUGUGACGUCGACAAUCAUCACCUUUUUGAAGUUAUGGAUCGUUAUUCAGGUGUCGGGUUAUAACCAUCAAAGACUACGGAGCAGUCUAUGUUGAUUUCAAGCCACUGAAUACGGAGCACAAUACCCGACGAUAUAUUGGUGACGGCCCAUGGUUUAUGCCUCGAGGCCUGGAU
This is a messenger RNA of Mollisia scopiformis, 1209 nucleotides long. RefSeq lists its product as uncharacterized. The coding region runs from base 149 to 1099 and encodes 316 amino acids. The record is from RefSeq and is a predicted model, not a curated record. Lineage: Eukaryota; Fungi; Ascomycota; Leotiomycetes; Helotiales; Mollisiaceae. The transcript has a single exon.